GCGCCUACCAUGUCCGUCGAUGAGAGAGAGAGAGAGAGGGGGGGGCGCGAGAAAGCAAAGAGGUGUGUGGAGAGGAACAGAAAUUGGAUCUCUCUGAAUAAAAAAACAGAGGGAAAGAUAAACAAAUCCGAUCCGCACUGCUGCUGAGCGCAUCGGAGUCAAAACCAACCGUCCCUGUCUUUCCUCUGACUUUCCCCCACCACUUCUUCCUUGUGAUGUCGUCGUCCUCUUUCGGCCGCCUCACAAUCCAGCGCAGAGCAGGGAUGACGAGGUCGACGAGAUCCUCCUCCAUGCAGCGCUGCUUGCGCUUCUUUCUCCUCCUCUAAGCCUGCCGCCUGCCCGUCUGGAUUUUGCUCCCGCUUAAAGGCGGAGUCUUGGGAGCUUCUGCGACGACUGCUGCUCUGCGCUCGUCGUCAUCUCUCGCCGCUCCUGUUCUUGGUGCUCGGUCGAUGCAUGCAGCGGCAGCGUAGCCAGGUGGUGUGAGGCAGCUCCGGCGAGAAUUGCUCACUUCCCUUGCGGCGCUCGCGGUCGUUCAUGCCCGGCAGCAAAACAGCCUCCUUCCCGGAUCCCGCCACCGCCUGUCGCCGGAGAUGGGAGGCUUCCGCUGGCUGUUCCACUUCCUGCUCGUCUCCGCGCUGCUCCACGUCGUCCGUUCCGGUUCCUCCCUGGAGUCCCAGGCGUGCGACUCCGCCGACCUGAAGGCGCUCCUCGCCUUCUCCGAUGGCUUGGACAGCAAACCCGCCGGGCUCGUCGGGUGGGGCCACGGCGACGGCGCCGCCUGCUGUUCCUGGACGGGCGUCGCCUGCGAUCUCGGGCGGGUGGUCGCGCUGGAUCUCUCCAACAAGAGCCUCCACGGCGGCAUCUCCUCCGCGCUCGCCUCCCUCGACGCCCUCGCCGCGCUCAACCUCUCCCGGAACGCGCUUCGCGGCGCCGCGCCGGAGGAGAUGGCCCGCCUGCGGAGCCUGCGGGUGCUCGACCUCAGCGCGAACGCGCUCUCCGGCCCGUUCCCGGCUGCCACCGCCGCCGCCGCCGGCGGCUUCCCGGCGAUCGUGGAGGUCAACAUCUCCUUCAACAGCUUCGACGGGCCGCACCCCGCGUUCCCCGCCGCGGCGAACCUGACGGCGCUUGAUAUCUCCGGCAACAACUUCUCCGGCGGCAUCAACUCGUCCGCGCUCUGUCUUGCGCCGCUCGAGGUCCUGCGCUUCUCCGGGAAUGCCUUCUCCGGCGAGAUACCCAGUGGGUUGAGCCGGUGCAGGGCGCUCACCGAGCUCUCUCUCGACGGCAACUAUUUCACCGGCAACAUCCCCGGCGACCUGUACACGCUGCCCAACCUAAAGAGGCUGAGCUUACAGGAAAAUCAGCUUACCGGCAACCUCGGCACUGACCUUGGUAACCUCUCUCAGAUCGUGCAGCUUGACUUGUCCUAUAACAAGUUCACAGGCUCCAUCCCUGAUGUCUUUGGAAAGAUGAGGUGGCUAGAGUCCGUAAACUUGGCCACCAAUAGGUUGGAUGGUGAAUUGCCUGCUUCCCUGUCAAGUUGUCCACUGCUGAGGGUGAUCAGCCUGAGGAACAACUCGCUGUCUGGUGAGAUUGCUAUUGACUUCAACUUGCUGCCGAAGCUGAAUACUUUUGAUAUUGGAACCAACAAUCUGAGUGGUGUUAUACCUCCUGGCAUCGCCGUGUGCACCGAGCUAAGGACGCUGAAUCUUGCAAGGAACAAGCUUGUGGGGGAGAUACCAGAGAGCUUCAAGGAGUUGAGAUCCCUGUCGUACCUCUCACUGACAGGGAAUGGCUUCACGAACCUGGCAUCAGCAUUGCAGGUCUUGCAACACCUGCCCAACCUGACAGGCUUGGUGCUCACCAGGAAUUUCCGUGGUGGCGAGACAAUGCCAGUGGAUGGCAUCAGUGGGUUCAAGAGCAUGCAGGUGCUCGUCCUGGCAAACUGUUUACUGAAAGGCGUAAUUCCGCCGUGGCUGCAGAGCUUGGGAAGCCUCAAUGUGCUGGACAUUUCAUGGAACAACUUAAAUGGGAAUAUCCCACCGUGGCUAGGGAAACUGGACAACCUCUUCUACAUCGACCUGUCAAACAAUUCUUUCAGUGGUGAGCUUCCUAUGAGCUUCACGCAGAUGAGGAGUUUGAUUUCAACUAAAGGCUCAAGUGAGCGGUCACCAACAGAGGACCUCCCAUUGUUCAUCAAGAGGAAUUCAACUGGCAAAGGUUUGCAGUACAACCAAGUCAGCAGCUUCCCACCAUCACUUAUACUCUCGAACAAUCUGCUUGUUGGGCCGAUCUUGUCAAGUUUUGGUUAUCUUGUGAAGCUUCAUGUCCUGGACCUGAGCUGGAACAACUUCUCAGGGCCAAUCCCUGAUGAUCUGUCAAACAUGUCGAGCUUGGAAGUGCUAAAUUUGGCCCACAACAAUCUCAGUGGGACAAUACCUUCAUCUCUAACUAAGCUGAAUUUUCUCUCCAAGUUUGAUGUGUCAUACAACAAUUUGACUGGAGAUAUCCCUACCGGUGGGCAAUUCUCCACAUUCGCACCUGAGGAUUUUGAUGGUAACCCUACACUCUGCCUUCGGAAUUCUUCAUGCGCAGAGAAGGAUUCAUCUUUGGGAGCUGCACACAGUAAGAAAAGCAAAGCUGCCCUUGUCGGCCUUGGACUGGGAACUGCAGUUGGGGUUCUCCUUUUUUUGUUCUGUGCUUAUGUGAUCGUGUCAAGGAUUGUUCAUUCAAGAAUGCAGGAGCGCAAUCCAAAGGCUGUAGCAAAUGCUGAAGACUCUGAGUCUAACUCUUGCCUGGUGCUGCUUUUCCAAAACAACAAAGAAUUCAGCAUUGAGGACAUCUUGAAGUCCACCAACAACUUUGAUCAAGCCUAUAUAGUUGGAUGUGGUGGUUUUGGUCUUGUCUACAAAUCAACAUUACCAGAUGGGAGGAGAGUUGCAAUCAAAAGGCUUUCAGGCGACUACUCUCAGAUCGAACGGGAAUUCCAAGCCGAGGUAGAGACACUUUCACGGGCUCAACAUGAAAACCUUGUCUUGCUGCAAGGUUAUUGCAAGGUUGGCAAUGACCGGCUGUUGAUCUACUCAUAUAUGGAGAAUGGUAGCUUGGAUUACUGGCUUCACGAGAGGGCUGAUAGUGGGAUGCUGCUGGAUUGGCAGAAGAGGCUACGGAUUGCACAGGGUUCUGCAAGGGGACUGGCAUACCUGCAUAUGUCUUGUGAUCCCCACAUACUGCAUCGAGAUAUCAAAUCAAGCAAUAUCCUUCUGGAUGAGAACUUUGAGGCCCAUCUGGCCGAUUUUGGCUUAGCAAGACUCAUCUGUGCAUAUGAGACACAUGUCACCACAGAUGUCGUGGGAACCUUGGGGUAUAUUCCUCCUGAAUAUGGGCAAUCACCCGUGGCAACUUACAAGGGUGAUAUAUACAGCUUUGGUAUUGUUCUGCUGGAGCUACUCACUGGUCGGAGGCCUGUGGACAUGUGCAGGCCAAAAGGGACCAGGGAUGUGGUGUCAUGGGUGCUUCAGAUGAAGGAGGAGGGCAGAGAAACUGAAGUUUUUCAUCCAAGCAUACAUCACAAGGACAACGAAAGCCAGUUGAUGAGAAUCCUUGACAUAGCGUGCCUUUGUGUGACUGCUGCCCCAAAAUCAAGACCAACAUCGCAGCAGCUAGUCGCAUGGCUCGACAACAUCGCGGAGUGCUGAGGUCUACUGCAAUCCUAGUUGCCAGUGGCUUCAGUUUGCUUGCUUGAGCAGGAUCAGCCUGAUAGCUUGUUAAGAAUGAUUAGUUGUGUACAUAAUAUUUUACAUAGAGUGAUAUGCCGAGAGUUCUGUUGUCUUGCUCCCCUCUCAAGUAAUGAUAUGAACAUCUUCUUUUACUUCAUAAGGUGGUUGCAAGAUCAUCAGAGUGUAAAAAUGCUUUGUAGGCUUACCCUCAUUACAAUAAUCUAGCGUUGAUAUGAGCAGCUCUCCUACAGGUUUGUGGCACGCCUUGUAACUUCAGUUAUUCGUAUGGGGCAGGUUUUGCAGUUGCAGCAAAUUAACCAGGCAUCUCUUCAUGUU
This is a messenger RNA of Sorghum bicolor (sorghum), 4052 nucleotides long. Its product is annotated as phytosulfokine receptor 1. Gene Ontology annotation, biological process: protein phosphorylation. Gene Ontology annotation, molecular function: protein kinase activity; protein binding; ATP binding. The coding region runs from base 591 to 3695 and encodes 1034 amino acids. NCBI's taxonomy places the organism in Eukaryota, Viridiplantae, Streptophyta, Magnoliopsida, Poales, Poaceae. The record is from RefSeq and is a predicted model, not a curated record. The transcript has a single exon.